CGUCUAUAAAUCGAAUCAUUCAGAAGCUUCAUCUGCACAAACUGCUUCUCUGCAGACACUGAGACGUCACUUCUACCGCUUCUAUUGACCACCGACAAUGAGCAGAAACACACUGUUCACCAACCAGGAGCUGCAUAAGGGCGAGUCUCUGAUUUCUACUGAUGGAAACCACAAAGCCAUCUUCCAGGAUGAUGGGAACUUUGUGGUUUACAGCUGGAAACCAGUUUGGGCUUCAGACACUUGUGGCAAACCAGGAACUCGCCUCAUAAUGCAGGAGGACGGAAACCUGGUCUUGUACACCGAUGAGAGCAAAGCCUUAUGGGCCAGUGACAGCUGGCAGAAGAGUGGCACCAAGGACAACCGUCUGUCCAUCAACAACGACGGCAGCCUGGUCAUCCAGAGAGGAGUCACAGUGCUCUGGACCACUAACGAAUAAAAUCCUGCCGUACGCUCAUCCACCGACAGUCGUAUGCAAAAGUUUCAACACUUCAAAUGAGACGUCUUGUUGAUUUUCUAAGGGAAAAAACAUCAAAGAAAACAUGAAAAUAUGAAAUAUGAUAUGUUUUUUAAUUCACCACUGACAGUAAAUGGUUAAAUGAUUAAAUGUGCAGAAGUGUGUUCGCUGUGGAGAACAUGGUCAAAUUCGACAGCGUGUAAUUCGACCACGGGUGCUGAAACUUCUGCACAUGACUGUAUGUAGCCGUGUGUGGGUGAAAUAAAGAAAUGACGCUGAAAUGAUAAA
Molecule: messenger RNA, 742 nt
Organism: Pygocentrus nattereri (red-bellied piranha)
Lineage: Eukaryota; Metazoa; Chordata; Actinopteri; Characiformes; Serrasalmidae
Product: lectin-like
Exons: 3
Coding region: 98-436 (112 amino acids)
Source: RefSeq, a predicted model, not a curated record